Molecule: messenger RNA, 1808 nt
Organism: Mesocricetus auratus (golden hamster)
Lineage: Eukaryota; Metazoa; Chordata; Mammalia; Rodentia; Cricetidae
Gene: Tmem220
Product: transmembrane protein 220
Exons: 6
Coding region: 47-550 (167 amino acids)
Source: RefSeq, a predicted model, not a curated record
UGGUCCUGCCCCCUCUGGCCCCGCCUGCUCCUCCUGCUCCCUGGCCAUGGCGCCUGUAGUGACUCCCUGGGCUCACGGCUUGUGGCGGGCCUGCAAUGUGCUCAUGGCAGCCUUCUUCGCUCUGGCCGCCGUGGUGCAGGUGAACGAUCCAGAUGCAGAGUUCUGGGUGGUGGUGUACAUGAUCCCUGCAGUACUUACCCUGCUUGUUGGGUUUAAUCCUCUUGUCACAGGCAAUUUCGUCUGGAAGAGUGUGUCUGCGAUACACAUGCUGUUUUGCGUGCUGUGGGCUGCUGGCUUGGCACACCACUUCUUGCUUCAUGCACAGCACAGCAUCCUAAAUGAGGAAGAAGGCAGGGAGCUGUCUGGCCUGGUGAUCAUCACAGCAUGGAUGGCACUGUGUCACAGCUCAGCAAAGAAUCCAGUUGGUGGAAGAAUGCACUUGGCUAUUGCUGUUGUGAUCGCUCUUUGCCCACUCAUUUCAUGGGCUUAUGUAUACAUGAAUAAGGAGAUGCGUUCCUCCUGGCCAACUCACUGCAAGACAGUCAUUUAGGUGAAGUCAAUGUUUAAAUUAGUAUUUUCAAUAUUUCAUACACAUUAGAGCACAAAUAAACUGGGAAACAGAGAAAUUCCCUGGUUUCAAGAAAUCUGAGUGAAUCCUAGAGAUGAUUCAAGGUCUUCAGAAUUUAACAAGGCUGCCUACAACAGGAUGGAAGACUGAACAGGACAGAUAAGAAGUAAGGCCUGGGGGCUGGAGAGAUGGCUCAGUGGUUAAGAGAGGUGACUGCUCUUUCAGAGGACUCCGGCUCAAUUCCCAGCACCCACAUGGCAGCUAACAACGAUCUAUAACUCUAAGAUCUGAUACUCUCACACAAACAUACAUAUAGGCAAAACACCAAUGUAUAUAAAAUAAGAAUAAAUAAAAACUAAAAAAAAAUAUAGUGAGGCCUGAUUCUCCAGAGGCCUCUUCUUUGACAACAGUAGAACAGGCAGUGAGCAGAAAUUUGAAUUCAGAGUUUGAAUUCAGCUUUCACCCUAUAUGAGGGGGCAAAACCAGGAUGUCAGAACCCCUUAGUUACCACAACCAAAGUGAUGUGAGGGCUGAGAAGAUAAAGUGUGUGUGGAAUCCAAAGGACUGUUGGGGAGGGGGGGACAAAGGUUGGGUAAUAUGCAGACACAGAGGUAAAUUCAAGAAAAGACUGCAAUUCCAAACUAACCACAGUAUAGUUACCUGGCUCAGUGACACAGGAAAACUCUGGAACAGGUGAGCCAAAUGGUAGGCUUGUUUUGCAAUGAAAGUAGAAUAACAGUAGAAAUUAAAUAUAGAAAAGAUGAAUUUGGAGUACAGAAAAAAAGAAUAGGAAAUAUUGAUCAUAAUUUCUUAUUCUCAGUGGAAAUGUAGAAAUCCAUUAUGUUCUUUUAAUGAAUAUCACUGUGACCAUGCUGAGAGCACUGUAGGGUGACACAACCCAACAGAACAGCCACGUGUUGUUAUUGAGCACUUAACUUGUGGGUAGGGUGUCCAAAGAAGUAAAUUCUUAACUUUUGCAUUUUUAGAAGCAGAUACUCAAUUGCCAGAAAAAAGGUUAAGUGUGUUUGGAAUGACAUGUUUUAUGUGUGUGCCCAUGAGCACUCAUGCGUGUUAUCUACAGAUGAAGUAUCUGCAAGCGUUAAGUCAGGUGAAGGAUAUGUUCAGUGCAAAACACAACAGAGUUUAGACCUAAGCACAGGAUGCAUUUUAUACUGACUGUAUGCUGAAAAGUAUUUCGAGAUAAAUUAGGCUAAAUAAAAUGUAUGUACUUAUUAAUGCA